This is a messenger RNA of Ornithodoros turicata, 718 nucleotides long. RefSeq names its product NADH dehydrogenase [ubiquinone] 1 alpha subcomplex assembly factor 2-like. The transcript is spliced from 6 exons. Gene Ontology annotation, biological process: mitochondrial respiratory chain complex I assembly. Bases 132 to 602 code for a protein of 156 amino acids. Gene Ontology annotation, cellular component: mitochondrion; membrane. Lineage: Eukaryota; Metazoa; Arthropoda; Arachnida; Ixodida; Argasidae. The record is from RefSeq and is a predicted model, not a curated record.
UUCCUGUCUUACCGCUCCGUUACCUGUUUUGUUCCGUCUGCACUCUGCAGUGCUGUGAAUGAGAACAUGAGAUUAAAAACGCUAUUGGAAAUUAUGUACGGACAUAGCUGCAAGGGAAAUUAAUUUACUCCAUGGCAGGGGGCCAGAGAAGAGUGUACUUUCAAAUUUUCAAAAACUUUGUUGAAUCAUUCACAAAACGGAGGGCUGCAGGGAGUGAAAUUGGAAAUGACUACUUAGGAAACAAAUAUUUUGAGACUCCAGCAGAUCCUAGCCGUGGAAGGCGAAGGCCAGUCAGGUGGUUUGAACCAGCCAUAAAAGAGAAGUUUGAUCAAGAGGUACCAGUAGAGUGGGAAGCAUGGCUUCGUUAUAGAAGAACGAGUCCUCCUACUGAAGAGGAAAUUGCUCGUAACUUGGCCAUCAUGGAGGCGAAGAAGUUUAAAGCAGCUCAACUGGAGGAGGCAGCUCGUCUAGAACGUCAACAGCGAGAAACUGGGCUGACCGUGCCACAAGAUCCAGCAGCACGAGCGCCUUUUCCAAGGUAUGAGGAGUACGAAACGCCAUCAGGAAGGAAACGUGCGGAUAGUGACGAGUCGUCCAGGUGACGCAGAUAACUUUUUCUGCAAGACUGGAAGAUGUACUAUAUUGAUCAUGCCAUAGGCUCAGCAUUCUUACAUACAUGUUAGUACUCAUUUAGGAAUUAAAAUUUAUGUAUGUCAUA